Messenger RNA from Eutrema salsugineum, 963 nucleotides. RefSeq names its product protein DEHYDRATION-INDUCED 19 homolog 7. The record is from RefSeq and is a predicted model, not a curated record. Lineage: Eukaryota; Viridiplantae; Streptophyta; Magnoliopsida; Brassicales; Brassicaceae. The transcript is spliced from 5 exons. The coding region runs from base 166 to 801 and encodes 211 amino acids.
GACCAUCAACAACAACGAGUUCUUCUCAUAGCUCUUGCUUCCACUCACUCUCCCAUCGUUCUAGGGUUAGGUUUCUUUAAUUUAGAUUCGAUUUCUUCCUAAUCUCAAGAAUAUUUCCUGUAGAUGAUUGCAUUUUCUUUUCGUAACCUGUAACAAUUAGAGGAAAUGGAGUCUAAUUCGUGGAUCAAUUGUCCCUCCGUAUUUUCAUCAUCAUCUUCUUCGCGGCGUUACCAGUCUCGAUCAGAUUUGUAUCUGGGAGAUGUCGACGGAGAAGAGAACUUGAAAGCAGAGUUUAUCUGCCCGUUUUGCGCAGAUGAGUUUGAUAUUGUUGGGCUUUGUUGUCAUAUUGAUGAAGAGCAUCCUGUGGAGGCCAAGAACGGGGUCUGUCCUGUCUGCACAAAGAGGGUUGGAUUGGACAUCGUUGGCCAUAUUACAACGCAACACGGGAACGUUUUCAAGGUGCAGCGAAGGAGAAGGUUGCGUAAAGGUGGAAAUAUCUCUGCCUAUCUUAUGCUUAAAAAGGAGCUUCGAGAAGCAAACUUACAGUCUCUUGGAGGAUCUUCCACUUACAUUCCCUCAUCCAAUCUAGAUUCUGAUCCUUUGCUCUCAUCCUUUAUUUUUAAUUCUCCUUUGGCUAACUCCAUCACUGAAGGAGACUCGGUAACAAAAGUUUCACACAAGGACACCCCUAAAAGCGACAUACGACAAGUAUCGCUUUCAAAUGAAGAUCAAGAGAAGACGAGAAAGAGCGAGUUUGUGCGGGGCUUGAUGUGGUCAAUCAUGCUUGAAGACAAGUUCUAAUACCCCACUAAAGACCUGGUAAUGGUGACUCAAGGAAUCAUUACACUAGUCUCGAUGUAUGUAGCAAACCCGUGUAGAUUAAGAGUAUAUAUAUGUUGUAAUCGAAUGUAUUUACAUAAUCAGGAAAUUACAUAAUCAGGAAAUGAAAGUACUUUUUUGCUC